CUUUUAGGAGCGUAUUUAAUGAAAAGUGCCAAAGACUGAAAAACCAAACAUGAGGGUAGCAGGUGCUGCAAAGCUGGUGGUAGCUGUGGCAGUAUUUUUACUGACGUUUUAUGUUAUUUCUCAAGUAUUUGAAAUAAAAAUGGAUGCAAGUUUAGGAAAUCUCUUUGCAAGGUCAGCGUUGGACACAGCUGCACGUUCUACAAAGCCUCCCAGAUACAAAUGUGGGAUCUCGAAAGCUUGCCCUGAGAAGCAUUUUGCUUUUAAAAUGGCAAGCGGAGCAGCCAAUGUGGUGGGACCCAAAAUCUGCCUGGAGGACAACGUUUUAAUGAGUGGUGUUAAGAAUAACGUUGGAAGAGGGAUCAAUGUUGCCCUGGUAAAUGGAAAAACAGGAGAAGUAUUAGACACUAAAUAUUUUGACAUGUGGGGAGGAGAUGUGGCCCCAUUUAUUGAGUUUCUGAAAUCCAUACAAGAUGGAACAAUCGUCUUAAUGGGAACAUAUGAUGAUGGAGCAACCAAACUCAACGACGAGGCGCGGCGGCUCAUUGCGGAGUUGGGGAGCACAUCUAUCACCAAUCUGGGCUUUAGAGACAACUGGGUCUUCUGUGGUGGCAAAGGCAUUAAAACAAAAAGUCCUUUUGAACAGCACAUAAAGAACAAUAAGGACACGAACAAGUAUGAAGGCUGGCCGGAGGUGGUAGAAAUGGAAGGAUGCAUCCCCCAGAAGCAAGACUGAUGGGGAGAAGAUUCAGGGGCACGCGCUGGCACUGGCACAGAGGACCACAGCAGAGAAGCUACAUGUACAUGUUUUCAGAGCAUGCAGCCAUCUCGGGGUGUGCACGAGCAUUCUCUUUUGAUACCAUGAUUAUUUAUUGCUAACGUAAAUAGAUAUCUGUAAAUAGUCAUCAGAAUGAGCAAAUCACUGUACCAUUUCUAAGCACAUUUCUCUAACAGUACAACGUUUAGCUGCUAUGGAAAUGACAUCUUUCAAUUCUAAAAGCAUACUCUCGAUAACUGAACUGAUUGUGAAAAAUAUAUUGAUAUAUAUACUGGUUGCUGUGAAAAUCUAUCAUGGAAUAAUAUGGAUUUCCGGGCGGAGACUUUGUUUUCUUUUAUAUAUAUGUAUACUGCUUUUUGAUAAUAGUAUCUUCUAGAUUCUAUCUCGCUAGUUGUUUGUGUAGUGUUACUUUAUAGUCUGACUCUCUUGAUGUACCUGUUUUCUUAGUCUUUCUCUUCCCUUCCCAAGAAACCUAGAAAUAAAAUGAUAGGAAAACUUAGAUAUGUGAAAAGCACAAUAAAAUUUUUUUUUUUAAUGUACACAGUAACAUAUAGAUAUAUAAAUGUAGAUGGUUUUCAGGACUAGCUUGAUGGAUUUUGUGUUAGUGAUGUGAAUAACUUGAUUUUGUAUAAGCUAUUUAGAGUGAGGGUGGAGGUGGCAACUCCACGGAAUUGGGGAUCCAGGCCACACCCCUUCCCCAACCUAACUGGGUCAUUCAGGACAGCAUGUCAGUGCGGUGAGAGCAGCACUGGCAUCUAUUUCUCCUUCCUUGUUAUCGGCAUUGACAAGGUGUUUUGGAAAGAGGCAUGCUUUAAUAUCACGAUAAUAUUGAUUUAUAAAUCAAGAUAUUAACUUUAUAUUUACCCUUUAACUUCAUAAUAACAGUUUUUGCCAGAUACAUAGCAACAUAUUUAGAAAAGACCUAAUUACUGAAUGGACUGAUAACAUUUACAAAAUAAUUUUAUUUGAUGCAAAAUUAUUCUACACCCAAUUCUAGAUAAAAAUAUAGAGAUCUAACUUUUUUGUUAACUUCAGAUGUUCACUAAUUGACUCAAGUUUUUUAUUUUGUUUAGGUUAUUAAAUACUAAUUGUGUAUGAAGUAUCUUAAACCGGGACAUAAAAUUAAUGCUUAAACUGCCAUUCACAAUAAAAGACAGCACUUAAAUUUGAAUCUAAAUUUCAGAUGACUUGUGUAAAAAAAACUAAAAGCAAUAUUUUUUAUUUUGCUGUCAACAAAGUUGGAAGCUGUUCAACUCUUUCUUAAACACUAACGAGGUUUGGGGUACUGUUUCUUCCUCAAACAAUGUAACUCAUGAAUAAAUGCACCUUACAAGUUCAACAACUUUUGUAAACUUUUCAGAUUUUGGUGCUUAUAUGCUAAAUCAUAUUUGGCAUGUAUACUCUGACAUUUAAAAGACUUCCCUGAAUUCUAUAAAAUUAAAAAAAUAGGUGUUUUACAGUUCCAGAGAUUGUGAAAUAUUGCACUUUUUAAAAGUUAUAAUGAAAAUAAGUACUCAUGGUUUUCCAUUGUGAAUUUUUUUGUAUUGUCUGGCAAAAUAAUAUACUUACAGAACUUCAUAGUAAGAUUUGCCAAGCAUUUAUUAUACUGCUUAACAUGCGAAAUUUACAUCAUUCCUGUAGUUAAACACACUAAUAUCUUAACAUGUAUAGAAUAUAAGGACUGAGGUAGCAGGACAUCCCCUUUAAGAUAAAGAGUACAAGAUGAUACCUAGCUUUGUAAAUGUGUAUAAAAUGUCGAAAAAAAGGGAUAAAAGUUGAUUAUGUAAUUGCUUUGAUACAGUUUGCUUUUGUUUUAAUUCUUUCUUGUAUAGAUUGUGCCAGCUUAACUUUGGAAGCAAUAAUUCUGCCACAUUUCAUUUUCAGAUGGCUUUUAAAAAUCAGCAUUGUAAAUGAAAUCAUGUUUAUUUAAUGUUAAGAAUUUUCUUCAUUAAAAUCAGAAAUUUGGCAUUGACGCUUUGGUAUUUGAAACUGUGCUUAAGGACUUAGGGACGCAUACUUUUUAUUUAUAAUCAUAGAUGAUUUCCCAGAGCAAAUAUAUUAUAAUAUGCCUGUUAAAACUAAACAAAGACAGUAGGAAAAUAUUAAGGUGUUUGAAAAAUUAAAGAAAAAUUGAUAGUCUUUA
Myotis davidii is the source of this 2918-nucleotide messenger RNA. RefSeq names its product family with sequence similarity 3 member C (gene FAM3C). The transcript has 9 exons. The record is from RefSeq and is a predicted model, not a curated record. Bases 50 to 733 code for a protein of 227 amino acids. Lineage: Eukaryota; Metazoa; Chordata; Mammalia; Chiroptera; Vespertilionidae.